Molecule: messenger RNA, 3201 nt
Organism: Colletotrichum higginsianum IMI 349063
Lineage: Eukaryota; Fungi; Ascomycota; Sordariomycetes; Glomerellales; Glomerellaceae
Product: Nuclear condensin complex subunit
Exons: 2
Coding region: 1-3201 (1066 amino acids)
Biological process (GO): mitotic chromosome condensation
Cellular component (GO): condensed chromosome; condensin complex
Source: RefSeq, a predicted model, not a curated record
AUGCCCGCACGAGUAUCUACGAGGUCCACGCGGACGUCGGCCGCCGUUUCGCACAAAUCCUCCGCGGCGACGCUCGGCUCUCGAGCAUCAACAGCGUCUCGAUCCUCUUCGCUCGCUCUCGACGUCCCAACCGAAAGACCCGACAAUGAGCUUCGUGGCCAGGUGUGUGCUGUCUUCCGAGACGCGCAAAAGAACACAGCGUCACACCGCAAGCUCGUCGUCACCUUGCGCAAGAUCCAGGAGGCCUGCGCAUACGAGCCGACCAGCCUGAAGAAGUCAACAACAAACGACUUCGACGAGGAAGCCUUCAACUCCGAGUUUGUUCGGUGUGUCUUGAGGGUUAUGCCCAUCAAAAAGGCAGAGAGUGUUGGAGAGAAGACGAUCCGGUUUGUCGGUUUCUUCCUGCGACAUGCGAACGACAAGGACAACGAGAUUCUGGGAGAGGUCGAUGAGGAUGCUAGUGUCAUGCCCGAGACUCCCAGCACCAGACUUAUCAGCUACCUCAUGAGUACUGUUCUACCCCUGAUGUUGGCCAAAGACAAGUUUGUGCGGUACAGAUCCACUCAAUUAAUCUCGCACAUCAUCAACUCUCUCGACGCCAUUGAUGACGAUCUCUUCCAAAAGCUCCGUUACGGCCUUCUCAAGCGCAUCCACGACAAAGAGGCAAUGGUCCGCGCACAGGCGGUUCUCGGCCUUGGGCGCCUGGCUGGCAACCAAGUUGACGCCGCGAACGACGAUGAUAGCGACGACGACGACGCCAGCGGCCUUCUCGAGAAGCUUUUGGAAGUUCUUCAAAACGAUCCCAGCGCAGACGUGAGAAGGUCGCUUCUCGUCAACCUCCCCAUUCUUCCUGCCACUCUCCCAUACCUGUUGGAACGCGCCCGAGAUCAAGAUGCCUUGACUCGCAGGGCAGUCUAUUCGCGGCUGCUGCCAGCUCUCGGCGAUUUCCGACACCUCUCGCUCUCGAUGAGAGAGAAGCUCCUCAGAUGGGGUCUCCGUGACAGAGACGAAAACGUGCGCAAGUCCGCAGGCAGGCUUUUCCGCGAACGAUGGAUCGAGGACUGCGCCGGUGUUGCGCCGCCUGAGGAAGGGGCCCCACCUGCCGAGCCCGCGCCUCCUAACUUCGACGGCCUCCUUGAGCUUCUGGAACGUAUCGAUGUUGUAAACUCCGGUGUUGAAAACGGUGUCGCUCUCGAGGCAAUGAAGGGUUUCUGGGAAGGCAGGCCCGACUACCGGGAGGCUGUCACUUUUGAUAACCAUUUUUGGGAGACGCUAUCUGCAGAGUCAGUGUUCAUGGCUCGUAGUUUCAACGACUUCUGCAGGAGCGAGGGCAACGGCAAGUUCGAGUCUCUGGUUGAGGAGAAGUUGCCAGAGGUGACCACUCUUGCGUUUUACCUCGAGAGAUACAUCAGUGUCUUGAUUGAGGCCAUUAAGAGGGUCUCCCAGGCAGAGGGCGAAGAGGACGAGGAGGAAGACACUGUUGAGCAGGAGUUCAUCGUCGAGCAGAUGCUUCACAUCGCAAUCACCCUUGAUUACUCCGAUGAGGUCGGUCGUCGCAAGAUGUUCGCUCUGCUUCGCCAGUCGCUUUCGGUCCCCGAGCUUCCGGACGAUGUAACGAAGCUCACAAUCAACGUUCUGAGGGACAUUUGCGCGCCAGACAACGCCGGUGAGAAGGAGUUUUGCUCAGUAGUCUUGGAGGCCGUCGCAGAUGUUCACGACACAAUUGUCGAUGACCCAGCACCAGAUGACCGCACGGAAGAUAGCUUCCAUUCGGCGAAGUCCGAGGUCGGCGGUGACGUAACACCUACACGAAGCGGCAGCCGACAGAAGAGUCCAGAGCUCAGCGAAGAAGAGGCUCGGGCGAAGGCUGUCAAGGAGAUCAUGAUCAACAUGAAAUGCCUGCACAUUGUGCAAUGCAUGUUGUCCAACGUCGCCGGCAACUUACAACAGAACGACCACUUGGUUUCAAUGCUCAACAACCUUGUUGUCCCUGCCGUUCGCAGCCACGAGGCGCCGGUGCGUGAGAGAGGCCUUGUGUGCCUGGGUCUCUGCUCUCUCCUUGACAGAUCUUUGGCCGAGGAGAACUUGACACUCUUCAUGCAUUUCUUCACCAAGGGCCACACCGCCCUUCAGAUCACUGCCUUGCAGAUCCUUACCGACAUCCUCAACGUCCACGGGGCUCAGCUGCUCAGCUCCACGCCUACACUGCUCAAAAUUUACAUCAAGGCGCUGAAAUCGGGUACAAAGUCGCCCGAGGUCCAGGCUGCCGCUACUCUAGCCGUUUCUAAGCUGCUGCUGGGACGUGUCGUGACGGACGCAGAAGCUUCGGCCGAAAUGCUCAAGACGCUCGUCGUCCAGUACUUUGACCCAGUCACGGCGACCAACCAGAGCGUCAGACAGGCACUAAACUACUUCUUGCCAGUCUUCUGCUACUCGCGAGCCGAAAACCAAGAUCUUAUGCGUACCGUCGCCCUGGAUGCCCUGCACGCACUCCUGAAUGUCCGUGAGAGCUUGGAAGACGAUGACGCCGAUGUCGAUGAAGACAUGGAGAGCUUGACGACCAUCGGUGCCUGUCUGGUGGACUGGACCGAUCCUCGCAAGUGUUUCAACCCUGCAACUGGCCUUGACUUGGAGAAGAAGACUGUCAACGGUGACAUUCACUUGGAAUUCGCGCUGGAUAUUCUGGAUCGCCUGAACAGCAGCAUUAGCAAGGAAGAGAAGAAGGUCGUGGCGUCGCUACUCGGAAAGUUGUACAUCUCGCCCACGAGCACAGAGGAGAAGCUCAGAGAGGUCUACGACGAGGUCACCAUCGCCGUCAACGACAGGCUAAUCUCCGACACGACUGGCCGCAACGCUCUCAAUAAGGUCCACCUCAGUUUGGGCAAGAUCAUCGCCAGCCUCAGGGAACAGCAGGAUGGCGAACCACGUCGCAUGAGCAGAAGCGUGUCCGUCGCCGCUUCGGUCGCCGGGUCUGUCGCCGGGUCUGUCGCCGGGUCUGUCGCCGGAUCUAUCGCUGGGUCGGUCGCCGGGUCUGUGGCGCCGUCCGACAGGCAUGAGACCGACAAUGAGAAGACAAUCAACCUGGAGCCCGACAUCAAAGAGGAGGAUGAGGACAGCGAUGGCACCGUCAUCCAGACCACUCUCAAGGACGACGGCAACUCUCUUGUGAGCGAGCUUCUGUCGGACGAGGAGGGCGCGUGA